Hipposideros armiger (great roundleaf bat) is the source of this 1880-nucleotide messenger RNA. It is a transcript of the gene POFUT1, whose product is annotated as protein O-fucosyltransferase 1. Bases 77 to 1252 code for a protein of 391 amino acids. Gene Ontology annotation, cellular component: endoplasmic reticulum. Gene Ontology annotation, biological process: Notch signaling pathway; protein O-linked glycosylation via fucose; regulation of Notch signaling pathway. The record is from RefSeq and is a predicted model, not a curated record. The transcript has 7 exons. Gene Ontology annotation, molecular function: peptide-O-fucosyltransferase activity. NCBI's taxonomy places the organism in Eukaryota, Metazoa, Chordata, Mammalia, Chiroptera, Hipposideridae.
GCGCGGGCGGCGCGCGGGGACCGCCGGGAGCGGGGCGGACGCUCGCGCCCCUGCACGCUCGGGCUCUGGAGCUGACAUGGGCGCCGCCGCGUGGGCAUCACCGCCCCUGGCGCUGCGUGUGUCUCUCCUGCUGCUACUUCUGCCGCUCCCGGGGCUGCCUGCGGGCUCCUGGGACCCGGCCGGUUACCUGCUCUACUGCCCAUGCAUGGGGCGCUUCGGGAACCAGGCUGAUCACUUCUUGGGCUCCCUGGCAUUUGCAAAGCUGUUGAACCGCACCCUCGCUGUACCUCCUUGGAUUGAGUACCAGCAUCACAAGCCUCCCUUCACCAAUCUCCAUGUAUCCUACCAGAAGUACUUCAAGCUGGAACCCCUCCAGGCCUACCAUCGAGUCAUCAGCCUGGAGGACUUCAUGGAGAAGCUGGCUCCCACCCACUGGCCCCCUGAGAGGCGGGUGGCAUACUGCUUUGAAGUGGCGGCCCAGCGAAGCCCUGAUAAGAAGACGUGCCCCAUGAAGGAAGGAAACCCCUUUGGCCCAUUUUGGGAUCAGUUCCGUGUAAGUUUCAACAAAUCGGAGCUUUUUGCAGGCAUUUCGUUCAGCGCCUCCUACAAAGACCAGUGGAUUCAGAGAUUUUCUCCCAAGGAACAUCCAGUGCUGGCCCUGCCAGGGGCCCCGGCCCAGUUCCCCAUCCUGGAGGAGCAUAGGUCACUGCAGAAGUAUAUGGUCUGGUCAGACGAGAUGGUGAGGACAGGAGAGGCCCAGAUCCAUGCCCACCUCAUCCGGCCUUAUGUGGGCAUUCACCUGCGCAUUGGCUCCGACUGGAAGAAUGCCUGCGCCAUGCUGAAGGAUGGGACUGCGGGCUCCCACUUUAUGGCCUCUCCGCAGUGUGUGGGCUACAGCCGCAGCGCUGCGGCCCCCCUCACCAUGACGAUGUGCCUCCCGGACCUGAAGGAAAUCAAGCGGGCCCUGAAGCUUUGGGUGAAGGCGCUGAAUGCCCAGUCGGUCUACAUCGCCACGGACUCAGAGAGUUUUGCGCCUGAGAUCCAAGAACUCUUCAGAGGGAAGGUGAAGGUGGUGAGCCUGCAGCCUGAGGUGGCUCAGAUCGACCUGUACAUCCUCGGCCAAGCCGACCACUUUAUUGGCAACUGUGUCUCCUCCUUCACCGCCUUCGUGAAGCGCGAACGAGACCUCCAGGGGAGGCUGUCCUCUUUCUUUGGCAUGGACAGGCCCCCACAGCUACGGGACGAGUUCUGAUCCUGGUUGGAGCGCAUCACCAGUCUGAGCAGCUGGUCACUCCAGCCAGGUCUGGCAGCCAGAACUGCUCUCAGAAUUGACGCCCCCAAAGGAGCAAGCUCCUCUUUGCACCUGCCAAAGACAGAAAAGUAUCAAGGACUUCCUAAAGGAGGAAGACAGACGGUCCAUCUCCCCGGACACAGGACUUCCAUGUUCCUAGGACCCAGACCAUCUGUCCUCCUCGUGUCAUUCCAGCUGUUUCUCCUGGGAAUUUCUCAUACCAGCAAAACAGUCCAACCUCUGUCUUUUGGUCUGCCCUGCUCUGAGCAGCUUGGGAUGCUGAACUCUCUUCAGAGAGAUUUUUUAUAUACCUAUAUAGAGAAAGAUUUUUAUAGUUUUGAUACAAGAUCAUGACUACCCUAGAACGCUCCCUCAUUUAAAAAAACUCAGUGAAGCUCAUUAACGUAGGUACCUAAAGUGACCUUAAUUGAAUGUAGAUGAGGCCGGGGGUGGGGUGGGGAUAUUCACCACUUUUUUAUAUGACCCCCAAAGUGGCCCCCAGACUCAUCCCCACUGCCCGGCCAGAGCCACUGUCAACUCCCCUUCCUGGACCAUUUCCAGGUUUGGGGCCUGAACACUGUCCUCCAUU